UUAGAUACCUUGGAUCAUAGCACCACCUACUUAUAGAAGCAUCCCGAGCCUCAACCCACUGCAUCUCCUCGGAAAGUGCGUUAGCCACAUCCCUCCGGUCUCUCGGGAGCCCUCGGUCUCUUUCCGCCAGUGAAGGGCGCAGUCCUAGCAGUGAAGUGACUGGAGAGAGCCCGGGAAGCGGCACACUUGGAUAGGGACCCAGAGAGGGAGCGCGGGCGUGCCCCUCGCCGGAGGAUCGCACUGACGGGCGGGGACUCAGCAUCCUCGCGGCUGCGGACGCGCCCGCUCUCCGCGCCUCUGCCAGGCGCUGCUAGCCCGAGCACCUCCGCGCACCCCAGCCCGACGGCGGCGGCCAGAAGCCGGGAGCUGCCAGGCGCUGCAGGCGGGUUUCAGCAAACUUUUCCCCAGCCCACGUGCUAGCGAGGCGGCUCGUCCCCUCCAGCCGGGAUGGAACGCCGCGCCUAGGCACGCCGAGCCGGGCACGGUAGGCGACCGAGCGGGCUUCCGCGCCAAGGUUCCAGUACGCGAGAUGGUGCUGGCGCGGAACUGACAGGCGAGGCCCUGGGGCUAGCGGCUACUCGGCGUCUUUCCCGGCUGCGCGGUCCGCGCCGCCUGCUCGCAGGAGCCCUUCAGCUCCCCGACUUUGAGAGGCGUCUUUCCCAGCCCAACCGCCCAGAUGCAGUUUCGCCUCUUCUCCUUUGCGCUCAUCAUCCUGAACUGUAUGGAUUACAGCCACUGCCAAGGCAACCGCUGGAAACGCAGUAAGCGAGCUAGUUAUGUAUCAAAUCCCAUUUGCAAGGGUUGUUUGUCUUGUUCCAAGGACAAUGGAUGCAGCCGAUGUCAACAGAAGUUGUUCUUCUUUCUUCGAAGAGAAGGCAUGCGUCAGUAUGGAGAGUGCCUGCAUGCAUGUCCGUCGGGGUACUAUGGCCACCGAGCCCCAGAUAUGAACAGAUGUGCACGAUGCAGAAUAGAAAACUGUGAUUCUUGCUUUAGCAAAGACUUUUGUACCAAGUGCAAAGUAGGCUUUUAUUUGCAUAGAGGACGUUGCUUUGAUGAAUGUCCAGAUGGUUUUGCACCAUUAGAUGAAACCAUGGAAUGUGUGGAAGGAUGUGAAGUUGGUCACUGGAGUGAAUGGGGAACUUGUAGCAGAAAUAAUCGCACAUGUGGAUUUAAAUGGGGUCUGGAAACCAGAACACGGCAAAUUGUUAAAAAGCCAGCAAAAGACACAAUACCCUGCCCCACCAUUGCUGAAUCCAGGAGGUGUAAGAUGGCUAUGAGGCACUGUCCAGGCGGGAAGAGAACACCGAAGGCCAAGGAGAAGAAGAACAAGAAGAAGAGGAAGCUGAUAGAGAGAGCCCAAGAGCAGCACAGCGUCUUCCUAGCUACAGACAGAGCUAACCAGUAAAAUGAAAGACCCAGAGGGGUGGACUUUGGGGGUUUUUUCUGCGAAAGUGCACAAAGCUACUCUGCCCCCAUGGACACUGACUGGCGGGCAGCAUUUAGGCUGCUCAGACCAGCAUCUGUUCCCAGUAACGUUGUGAACGGAGGAGCCCUGCGAGGGUGGGCUCUGUUAUUUAUGUUUUGAUUUACGUCUGGAGACUGUGAAGGCAGGAACUUGCGAGCUGAAUCCCGAAGCAAGAGUCAGUGUACAGCUUGUGACCAGGCUUGGUGGAUGCUGAGAAAACCUUCCCUGGUACCACAGAAGAAGGGGCAGGUGGGGUGAGGCCUCAGCCCCCCAACAGACGGGGGAUUUGUGCAUAUUUAUGUGAAAGGAGAUGCUGAGCAGGCAAGCGCCAUUUUAGUCAUGGCCUUUGUUUCUCACAUCUGCAUUUUCCAGGCUAACUGUAAGUGGCUAUCUGCUUAGUGUCACCCUACCUUGACCUCAGUAUCUGUGACGUUCAAACUGUUGAGUUGAAACUGCUUUGGGAUGAAACUGCUUUUAGCUGGGGGACAAGCUACAGGAUAUUCCUGCUCAGUUUCACAGCGGCUCAAAUAUGUACAUAUUCCGCUGGGACUACAUAUACACCUCUUAUUUACUGUAUAUUUAUGCUCUCUUCUGUGUAACAAGUCCUACUUGAUUAAUAUGAUGUCACUUUGUUUCUAGAAGUUUCUAACCAUUGUCUGGUAAAUGACUAUUUUAGUUUUUGCAAAUUGACAGAAUGUUUUGUUGCCCUUGAAACUUCUCUUGGUGGGCUUAUUUCUCACGGUAAGGAUAGGAUAAGCUAGUUUGUACAUAGCAGAUGACAGGUGUCAAAGAUUUUGAAUGUGGCUAGCCUUUCCCCACUCCAAGUCUCCUCACACAUACAGCCUCACCUGGCAGAAACCAAAACACCCUUUGAUUAGAUGUGAUGGCUUUCUGAAAUGGCUCACUUGUAUCACUGCAGUUUCACAACUCAGCUAGCAUUUUCCAAACUUUUCCAGGCAUUGCAUAUAUUUGGGUGUAUACUUAUUUAUGUGCCGAGGCAUGCAUGUGAUGGAAAGUGGUCCCUGACGUGUCACAACAGAGGGACUGCCAAUACCCUUGGAUCCCUGCAGAAAUUUACCAUCCUAGAAAUAACCACGCACUCAGGAUCUGAGGAGAAAACAGGAUGAGUUGCUACAACCGCCAGCCAGAUCUAGUAAGGUGCCAUUGAGCCACAGAAUCUAUUUCAUCGAAAACAGAGGCGUACCCUGCAGCCUUCCCAUGGGGUUUCAGAACAGUUCCAAAAGCAUUUCAUUGUCCAUGUGGGGGAGUCAGUUCUUAGGGGGCUGUGAAUUGGUUCCUGCUAAAGGUUUCACUAUCUGCCUGACUAUGCCAGAGGAAAAUGAGAACAAAAAGACACAGCAGAUUUUGAGGAAGCAACUAUGGCAAUUCAAAGCCUUGUUCUCACCUUGCAUUGGCAAAACUACCUCUUCAGCAUUUUUGUUUAACUUUUGAGUCAAAAGCAUCUUCCCAAUAAAUGUCAUAUACAUCAUUAGGAAAAUAUUAUGCUAUGAGAUAAUAAGCCAUAUAUGAAUGCUGUAUACACCUUUAGGGUUUACAUUUAAUCCUAAGGUUCACCUCUUUUCAUGUCUAUUUACACGAUAUUCCUAUUUACUAAGUGGGUAGGGGUCUUUAUAUAGUGCUUCAUCGUUAAGUCAACACCUGUUCUGUUUCUGGGAUUUUUUUGUGUGCAUUAAAAAAAACUUCAAAAUUAUAUUUUGUGGAAAAAAAUUUCUUUAGAGAUGUAUUUUAGAAAAAGCAGUACUUUACCAACUCUAGGCCCAAAUAAUGGUCUUUACAAACCAAUUUUUAAGACUUACGUUGGUAACUACAUUUAGAAAAGUUAUAUAGUCACUGUGCCAUAGUAUCAGAGUGGGGAUUUUAAAACCAGAAUGCCUGUCCAGAUGCAGAAAAGCUAGAAGCAAAUUAAGUAGGUUUCAGUUUCCUCAUUUGUGAAAUGGACACACAAAAAAUCUACUUACAAGUAUUUGAUUUAAGGCCAAAUUAAGAAAAAUAUCAAGAGGGCUCUAUUUCUAUUUUAAGGAUUAAAUUAGGUAAAGUUGUCCAUAGUAUACUACAUUACACAAGUUAUGAUCAAUUACCUCUUUGUAUGUUUAAAUUAAAAAAAAAAUUUCCUGUUAACAAAAUAGAAUAUAUUUUGUGAAAGUUAUCAGUUUUCUUCAGCUUGAUGCUUGAUGAUAUGAUACAUGUACCACAGAGAUACCUCAUCAUAGCUUACAGUUUCUAGGUAGUUACACAAAGAAGGCCUCGUAGUUGUUCCCCAAGAACUAUACCACUCUAGCACUUCAUAUAAUGCAUGUCAAUGCAAUCUAUGAAGCUGGUUUACUUCCCAACAUUUUCAGAUAACUGAGCAUAUGAAACCUUGUCAAAGUGUGAUACAUCAGGACUUGGGAAAAGCUAGUUUUAUGACUAUUUUUUCAAAAUGUUAAUAUCAGUGCUUGUAAACAUGGAAUGUUCAUGUUUGUCUAGAAGCAUUUGGAGACAUUUAACACUCAGUUGCAAGUAUGUGAUUCAUACAUGUAAGUGAUUUGUUAGUCCUCCUUUAGAGAAGUUCAUUUGGAGAAGUUUAUGCAUUGUGGAUACUACAUGAUAAUACAUGUUAGUUGUAAAUGUAUAUUUUGACCAACCUCAUCCUAUUUCAAAAAGGAUAUAUUCCAUCUGUACAGAUCCCAUUCCCUCUUACCUUUGGGAGAGCUUCAGGAUCCAGUCAUGUCUUCUGUUUGUCCCCUCACUCCAACUUCAGGUACUUUUCUUUCAAAGUUUUCAUUGUUAACAAUAGCCUGAAAAAGUAGCAUAUUUCACUGACGGUUUUGAGCUUCUCCUAUUCCCAUCUGAGUCUUAACUCUUUGUAAAGUUGUCUCCUCCCCACCACUGUAUUGUAAUUCUGCAAAAGUAGAAAAAGCACCCCUCUGUGAAAUGACAAAAAUUUGGUCUUACUUGUCUCAAUCCCUUUAUGUAUCCUAUCCCUUGUCUUCACAGAGUUUGAAUCGCCCGUGGCCUUUUCUUUGAGAAUUUUUUCACUUUGCUCUGUGACACUAACCUUGGUGCGCUGAUUUAUUGACUGGCCCUUUUCAAGUUCUUUCUUGGUCUAUAUAAAACAUUUUUACUUCAAGGGUGAGCUUACUGUUUAAUCCUUUGGGCUUAACCUUUCCAUUUCCUCACUCUGCCUGAGAAAUCUAACUUUAUAGCUCCAAAUACCACUCAGAUUUGGAAGUUGACAAUAGAUAUGUUUCCAGGUUUUCAGGACUUAAUUUUAGUCCUCUUCUACAUAUCUUGACCAGGAAGCCACACACUUACAUAGCGAAAACUGAUGUUUCUGCUCUAUCAGUAAGGAAAUAAGUCUAGAAAUUUCAAACAGGGAACUUACAGAGUGAACUUGGGAGCAGCAUGUGUGAUGGAAAAGAGAGAUAAGCAAUUAACAUUGUAAUGCAAAUACUGAAAAUAGCUAUGAUCUAAUUCCUUUGCCGUAUUCACUUGGACUGCAAGCAGAGGUAACAGGUUAUUGCAGCUCUCAUAUGACACUGAGUUGAGCUGGUUGAUGGCAGUAAAUGGUGAGAAGUUGUUUAAUUCAGGACAUAGUUUGGCAGAAGAACCCAGAGUUGCUGAUGAAGGGGAUAAUGGAAAGUGAGGAACUAAUGUUUCCUGGUUUCUUGCCCUAAGCAACAGGGUACAAGGGGAAGGUGGGGGAAAUGGUGGGGAACAAAUAAGCCCCUUUUUACAUGCUAAGUUUGAGGUAUCUGUUACAUACCUACUCAGAUACCAAAUAGGCAGGUAAAUACUAAUGUGAAAUUUGUAGAAAAGGUCAAAGAUAGAGAUAAUUGUGGGAUCUGUAAGUGUAAACAGCAAUCAGUAUCAUGGAACUUUACAAGCUGAUCCCAAGAGAGAUUAUGUAUAGAGAAACAGAGAUACUCCACCCUUGGGGGUCAACCAGAGGAAGAGACUGAAAGGCAGUCAAGCAGGAAAACCAGGAGCGGGUAGUUGCUAAGGUUCACCAAGAACUGGGGUUCAAACCUUACAUGGUUUCCUUCCUCCUUAUUUUAAAAUAUCAAUGUGAUGGACAGUUAAGCAAACUUAUUGUAAUUGAGGUAUUUGGCUUUUUCAACUCUUUCCCCCCUUUUUAUAGUCAAUAGUUUUAUUAUUUUUUGAAAAUGAUUUCAAUGUAGAAAGAACUUAGUUCAUUAAAUCAAUUCUUUGGAAUAUACUCUUACUAUUCAGUAAUACUUGUUUCAGGUUAACAUGUUACCUAUCAAUUUCAUCUAGCUUGAUGAUGAGAGAUUAUUUCAAUGACCCUAUAAACAAUUUAUUUCAUUCAAUUUUAAUAAAAUAUAUCACGUGAACAACAAAACAAGCAUUCUGAAUUACAGGCUCUUGGGUUUGUAAUUUUCAACAGAAGAGAGUAUUUAAACAUGUAAUUAUUGAGGUACUUUGAUACCAGUUGUCUGAUGUAAGUCCAUACAUGUUUGAACACAAAUAUUGUAGACAUAUGCAAUCAUAGUAUUUAACCGGAAAGCAAGUGUAUUUUUAGUGUUCAAAGCAUAAAGUAGAAUAACUAAAAUUUUUAGUGUUUACAUUUUUAAUUAAUGUGUCUAAUCUUCACUAUCGUACAUGCUUCACUCAAGUUUAUUCUUUCUUAUAUAUACUACCUGAAAAAACUAAAUGCGACAGGGACUUCCACUCCUCACCUACAUCUAGUUCUUUCCUUUCUAUCUACAACAGAACACCCUAUUUCUCAAUCCACUUCCAAUUGUAUGUGAAGUUGAGACUGAUUUUAACUAAAGGAAUUUGAUAAGAAUGUCUCUUUAGGACUGUGUACAUGUACUUUUUACAUGAUUUCUUUUCUCCUUUAGCUAUGGCCACAGAACUACAGCCACAGGAUGAAAAUAGCCUGGAUCUCUGAGUUACUGCAUGGAAAAUAAUUUCCAUGAGUGUUAGAAUCAGUUCUCAAGCUUUGCAUGAUCAAGAAAUAAACCUUUCUUGUAUUA
Messenger RNA from Condylura cristata (star-nosed mole), 6465 nucleotides. It is a transcript of the gene RSPO2, whose product is annotated as R-spondin 2. The transcript has 6 exons. NCBI's taxonomy places the organism in Eukaryota, Metazoa, Chordata, Mammalia, Eulipotyphla, Talpidae. The record is from RefSeq and is a predicted model, not a curated record. The coding region runs from base 677 to 1405 and encodes 242 amino acids.